ACGUCAUGCCUCACUCUCAUAGCCCUGAGCGACCUUUUGAGGAUGUCUUUGAUCCGAAGAUCCAUCUUGCCUAUUCACCUCCACAGAAGGUAUACUCCCUUGCGGACCUGAAACUCGAACCUCGUGACUUUUCUACCCCAAUCGCUGCAACAGCCCCUUUCUCUCUACUGAGUGAAGAGGGCGUUCUGGCCUACCGCAGAGCAUUCUUUGCACCAGAAGUCUUGAACGAGUGUGCCGUCUCACCCUACCUCAACACUCUGGUCGUCCGCGAUGCCGCAAGGAAAUCCAAAUUCCUUCACGACUUUUGGAAUCACCCAGAGACGCUGGGCAUCUUGUCUGGGUUGAUGCAAGUACCACUGGUACCCAUUUUCAAGAUCGAAGAGGGUUUCGUCAGUGUCCAGACCAAUGCUUCAGAGGAUAUAGAAGCUAUGAAGAAGGAGGUCAGUGUUGAGCCUGACCAUCGGGUCAUCGAGUUGAGCGAAGAGGAAAGAAACACUGACCCACUCAAGUUUGGGUCCAUCAUCCCCUGGCAUCACACUGAAGGUAUGGUCGGUGGUGAGACGUUCAUCAAGUGUGGCGAUGGAACCAUCGCAAAGGUCGAGGGACCUACAUAUGGUUGUGCCUACAUCAUCCAAGGUGAACAUCUGGCUUCCAGAGGCAAGGGAAUCAAGGAGAGGAUCGCAAGCGUGGUGUCCCUUCGCGCCAACGUUGACGGAUUUUACGACAUCAGCUAUACCACCAACACUCGCCCGAUGACCAACACCCCGGAUCUGCACCGCGAGUGGGCCGAGUAUCGUCUGCAGGUCUUGAAGAAAGAGAUCGAAACCACACUCGAGAAAGUCAAGAGCAAUGACAUCUCCACCGAAGACUUUCACACCUUUGCCAAACGGCAGGUCAGCUACAUGCAACAAACCUACCGACAGAUGGUUCCAAGAAGUUUGAUCGACAAGAUCAUAAAAGAGCAUGGUAACUACGCUUACUACCAUGGCGACAGGAUUUGGGACGACAUGCGCAAGCGCGGGGGCUUUGAAGAAGCGCUUGCAGCUGCCCGAGAGAAUGAAGAUACCUGGGAGUUGGGUCGCGAUUUUGAAGGCGAUCUGGCAACGUCGAGGUUGGCUUUGAAGAGGGGACAGAUCCUGCAAGGCCAACUUGGCAGGGUGCUUCCCCGUGAGAUUGCAUGGCAGAAGUAUUCCAUGGGCGACGAGUUACUUCGUCAAGGUCAGCGCGAGUUGUUCUUGGAGUGGAGUGACUACUUUGGCUUUAACAAAUUGGUUCAUUCGAAAGUU
Messenger RNA from Aureobasidium uvarum, 1286 nucleotides. NCBI's taxonomy places the organism in Eukaryota, Fungi, Ascomycota, Dothideomycetes, Dothideales, Saccotheciaceae. The record is from the annotation of a GenBank genome assembly.